UUUCGGCCGUAGUCUGGAAGUUUAAGUCGUAUCGCGCGGUCGAUCCUCUCGAAACCCCCCUGUAAAGACUUCGUGAUAAUAGUCCAGAACUCAGCAGUGUCCGAGAAGUCGUUAUCAAAGCUGGAACACUCGCUGCGUACUGCAGAACUGAUCGAUGAAUCCAGAAUCUACUUAUUGUGUUGGCGUUGCUAUUAAAGGAUUUAUUUAGCAACUGCAAGGAUUGUGUGCAAUUUCGUGAAUAUCUUCAAGUUGUGUGUGGUUGCUACAAUAGUGUGCUGCUCUACGAAACAUUAGAGUGGUCUGAGGAAAAGAGUUUCAACUCGUCAGAAAUGUUGUUAAGGUGUAUCAGAUUUAAACCUAUACCGCAUAUAGAUAGUUCUUGACUAUCGCGUUAAAAAUCAACAAACAAAACCCAGCAGGAGUUUGGACUAACAGUGGAAGGUCGCCAACCACCAUCAUCUGGUGAACCUAAUCAACCACGCGGAAACGCAAUAAGUCCGAUUUCACGCUACAAAGCGUUCGAGCCUCCGUCCGCCUUUUUUCUUUCGUUCUGUUCUUAAACCGUCCCCUCAAGCAACACCCCAGUGCCGCUCCUCCAGAGUCUAUCAACAACAUCGAGCUUAUCAACUUAAGUACCCACUAGAAUGGCACUCGACUUCGCUGCAGGAUGUCUUGGAGGAUGUGCCGGCGUUCUCGUCGGUUACCCCUUCGACACGGUCAAAGUUCACCUGCAGACGCAAAACCACAGGAAUCCACUGUACAAAGGUACCCUCGAUUGCUUCCGCAAAAUCAUAGCCAAGGAGAGCGUUAGCGGUUUGUACCGGGGAAUGUCCAGCCCAAUGGCCGGUGUGGCGGCCGUCAAUGCGAUCGUAUUUGGCAUCUACGGAAACGUCCAGAGGAAGAUGUCCGAUCCCGAAUCGUUGUACUCCCAUUUCCUGGCGGGAAAUGCCGCUGGUUUAGCACAGAGCUUCAUUUGUUCACCUAUGGAGCUGGUGAAGACGCGAAUGCAGCUGCAGGAAAAUCUGCCUGGAGAAGCAACCAAAUUCAAAGGUCCGCUGCAAUGCACGAGGCAUAUUUGGAGGGCAGAAGGAUUUCGGGGGAUUUUCCGAGGUCUCGGAAUUACUGCUGCCCGUGAUAUGCCUGGAUUUUCGAGCUACUUUGUGUCGUAUGAACUAAUGGUCCGAUCGGUUAGUAAUCCUUCGCCGUUUGUUAUACUGAUGGCUGGUGGUUUAGCGGGGACCAUCUCGUGGUUGUUAACAUUCCCCAUCGAUGUAAUAAAAUCAAGACUGCAAGCGGAUGGAAUGACUGGAAAACCGAAGUAUAACGGUAUUGUAGACUGCUUACGCAGAAGCCAUGCAGAGGAAGGUUUGUCGUUUCUUUCACGUGGACUCGCAUCAACACUCAUGCGAGCGUUUCCAAUGAAUGCUGUGUGUUUCCUCAUUGUUUCCUAUGUUAUGAAGUACUUUGACGAACCUAGCAUAGCACUGGAUCUGAGUCCUCCGGUAGAGCCCCUAUUGAUAGUACAACAACCUGCAGGAAAAAUGGCACUGGCGAAACGUUGCCCUGAACCGUACGACAGCCAAUCGAACAGCAUAAGCAUCCAGCAGAAUACAUUCCGAUUUCUGAAGUUUCUCGGAGCAUUCAGCGAAGCUGUAUGUUGUGCUGAAAUGGACGAACUCGCACAUGAUUUACAUGGCCAGGAAAAUGGCGGAUAUUACUACUCAAAACUGAACGAAUACCUAAGAACGACGGACGACGACUACUGCCGCCGAUUUCCCUUUGUAGACUAAAGCUAAGCUUUUUAUGCAUUUAAAACAAAACUCAGUGCUUUAUUUGUUUUGUUGAUUCAAAAUAGAAAAAUUAUUUAAUUGUU
Messenger RNA from Toxorhynchites rutilus septentrionalis, 1873 nucleotides. RefSeq names its product mitochondrial basic amino acids transporter. Gene Ontology annotation, molecular function: high-affinity L-arginine transmembrane transporter activity. Gene Ontology annotation, cellular component: mitochondrion. The transcript has 3 exons. Gene Ontology annotation, biological process: mitochondrial L-ornithine transmembrane transport. Bases 645 to 1790 code for a protein of 381 amino acids. NCBI's taxonomy places the organism in Eukaryota, Metazoa, Arthropoda, Insecta, Diptera, Culicidae. The record is from RefSeq and is a predicted model, not a curated record.